AAACAGUUGGACGUAUCCAACAUCUCAGCCUCCUGUUUGUUUUGAUGCUUGUGUCUCUUUCUAUCACUUUCUGCAUCAAAUCCUUCUCAUCCACUCCUUCUUCCUCUUCUCCCUCUUAUGCCCUCAUGCUUCAUCCAUCUGUGGUGGAAUGUUUCCUGCAAUACAAGAGGAGAAGCUUUUGUGAGCGCUUGCUGCAGUAUUAACGGACAGUAUACUGAGACAGCAGGGCGCUGAGCGGACAGACUGGGGGGAAAUCUGAUCCACAGCCGGCUGGAGAAGGAGCAGGAUCACGCGUCACAGUUGCAGAUUUAUCCGCCCUGUGAUACCACUGCGCGACAACACCCCUCAUUCUUUCUUUCUUUCUUUUUUUUAUCUCUUUCUUAACCCUCUCCCUCUUUCUCAUCUUUUGCCUGAAGUGUUGCUUUUUUUUUUUUUUUUUUUGACUCGAUCCUGGAAAAUGCAUUGGAAUCUACUGGUAUAUUUUAGCCUCACUGGAAUUAAGAGCGCAUAUAUCAACGGGAAAGCGAAGGACUCAAAGUGGCACGAGAGAAAUAUCUCAAGAGCUGAUUGAAAAGCAAAAGGGGCGACAAAAGAUAGUGGAUAAUCAAUCCUUGGAGAGUGUUCGACAGACGCAUUAAACCACAGAUCUUUCGCGCUCGCUCUCAGUUACGAAAGAUUUUGGGGAGAAGCUGAGGGACGCUGACUCGGCUAAAGCUGUUGGAAGGGGGCUGCAUCGUGCAACAUUUGCUUGUUUCUUUUUUUGGGGGGGAAAAAUUUCAGGUCCUGCACAGGGUGGGGGAAGCAACAAGACCCACCCUUCAAGUUUCACUCCCCCCCUCCCCCUAGUCAGACUAUCCCACUGUCCCAUCGUGGAUUUGUACAAGGAAGGGGGACAAAUAUGCAUGCUGAGUAAAAGUAGCUGUGGAUUGUCUUUUUUUUUUUUUGCUGCAAUGCCAUCUGAACACUGAUGCGACCGAUUCUUCACAUGCACAAAUGUAAAGCUGUUCCUUCCCACCCAUCUCUCCCUCCCGUCUCUCUCUUUGUCCUUCUUUCUCGCUGUUAGUAGAGGCUUCUUCCUCUCCUCUGGUUUUCCCUUUCGACUUGAAGUUUACUGUUGCUCCAGUUGGACAUCGGGAGCUGUGCAGGACUAAACACGGACUAAUCGGUUGAUUAUCCGUCUACGCUAGCUCUCCCAUUUCUCACUGGGUGUCUUUGAGUGUGUGUGUGCUUGCAAGCGUGUUUGUGAUUGGGUGUCUGCAUGUACAUUCUGCACCCCUCCCCACCUCUUUAUCCUCGGAUUAUAUAUUUGUGUACAUAUUAACAAGCUUCUGUGGGCUCCUUUUUUUUGUUUUUUUUAUUCCAUUUCUUCACCGUUUCCCCCCCUUGUCUUUUCUCAAUGUCCGGCAUUGUCUGGAACGUUUCUGCCAUGUGCUACCGAUGCCAAUCACAGGGUUAACCCCCAAUGAGCCAUAAAGGACGGCAGGGAAGGAUGAGCGAGUGUUCUGGGGCAGCUGUAUCCGGGGCAGUGAUCCUGGAGGAACCCGAGGCUGCAGGUGCUUCUGGGGGCCGUGGCGAGGGACAGGCUCAGGAUCAGGGCCCCCUUCGCUGUGCGUUUUGGCCUCGCCAGCAGACAUGGCUGUGUGUGGUCCCCUUGCUUAUCGGUUUCAUCGGCCUUGGAUUGAGCCUGAUGCUGCUCAAGUGGAUUGUCGUUGGGACAGUACGGGAUUACGUGCCAACGGACCUGGUGGAUGCUAAUCGAAUAGGCCAGGAUCCUAUAUUCCUUUCUAAGCCAAGUGGGAUUCCCAAAAGCCCUGAUACUACUACUACUACUACCACAACUAUUACUACAGUUGAUGGAGGAAACCCCACAGCUAGAGCUGUAACCGUGGCAAAAGGUAGAACUCGUUUCAGCGCUACCACCACGGCUGUAAACGCCAGAGGGGGAGGAGGAGCCUUCGGUAACCAAGUAACCCCUCGAAAUCCCGGGAAUCGUAACGGACGUGGACCCGCUGGUUUUACUACAACCACCGUGGCGCCCAGGACCAUCUUCACAAUUGGAGCGGGAACUUCUACACCUUCGCCGUCUAAUCCAACGGUACUCCAUGACUCUACACAGAUGUGGACCCCGGAACAAACUACAACUGAGACAGUCUCCACCACGCUUACCACGCGCACUCACAGCCACCGCAAAACACCGUCUCCUACUGUCCCUCCGCUACAUUCGGAGCAUUUCAAGCCCUGUCAUGAGAAGGACCUGGCCUACUGCCUCAACGGGGGCGAAUGCUUUGUCAUCGAGACGCUUAGCGGACCUCAUAAGCACUGCAAGUGUCGAGAAGGCUACCAGGGAAUCCGAUGUGACCAGUUUCUACCGAAGACAGACUCCAUCCUUUCUGACCCAAUUGAUCACUUGGGCAUCGAGUUUAUGGAGAGCAAAGAGGUUUACAAGAGACAGGUGCUGUCAAUCACGUCCAUCGCCAUGGCAAUCAGCCUCCUGGGAACUCUCUGCAUGGCCCUCUACUGCCGCAACAAGAGGCGCAGAGAGAAGCUCCAGGCCCACCUGAAGGAAAACCGCAGUCUGAAAAACUACACUGCAAAUGCCCUGGAUGCCAAGAUGAGGGCUCCUAACAGCAACCUGCAAAUGCAUGAGUAUUGCAAACGGUCCUCCCAGUCUCGCCAGGGCAGCGUCUCCGAGUCCAGCUUCGCACAGUGCAACAUCAGCACCACGGUGUCCAACAGCUCCAGAGGCUCCUCCAAACAUCACGGAGGUGGUUCCAUGUCUCACAGCCCAAGCCAGAGAACUCGGGCAGCCCAUUGGUCAGCUCAGCGCAGGACCCCACCCAUAUCCAGAGGACGACUAAAUCCAAUCGGAGGGUCCAAGUAUUCAGGCCCAGCCUACCAACACCUACAGGAAGUGGACUCGUCUGAGAAGGAGGCUGAAGCACAGAAAGGUUGCCACAUGGAGGGAAAGAACCAGUACGAUGACCCCAGACGAGAUGCCUUCCUUCAUAUGCAAACUCCUGUUUCCACGGAGACCACACAUCCGUUUUCUUGGAGCGGCCACGUGGAGGUGCGUUCAGGCCCGUGCGUUCUUUCCGAGCGCAAAGAUCCCAACCCCACCACUCGAAGCUUGCGAAGGCCCAGCCGCCACCACAGCCACUCCCCGCCACCUCCGUUUCGCUCCUGCUCGAUCCCGAUCAUCCCUUCUGUCCAGUGUCACCACGACAACGAGGUGUCUUGUAUGCAAACUAGCGUCACCCCAGCAACCACAACGAUGUCAGUCACCUGCGAGGCCACACCCCGCAAAGAAGAGAGGAGGGAGAAGGCAGUGCACGCCGCGUCGUCCUGCUCGUCCGCCAUCGGCCAGCAGCGGGAUGAGGUGGCGCUGCUGUUGGAGGAGGCACAGGAACAGCUCAGGGCGUUGGCGUUGGCUCACAGGAAGCAGGAGGAGGGCGGGGUCAACGGCAACAGCAGCAGCAGCACCUCCGCCACUGCGCUUGUGGAGGCCAGAGAAACUGUUUGCUUCCUGAACCUUAACGGAGGAGGAGCUGGAGCACUGAGCUGUAACGGGCCCACGCAGACCCAGUUGCUCAGCCCCAGCCAAUCACACAGAGACGUAGGCCAGAGCAGCCAAUGAAAAGACACCAUUUAGGACAUUCACUUUUGGUUUGACAGUGUUUGAUAGACUCCAGUGUUCUGCAUCUGUGGGACAUAAAUGGAAAUGCAGAACUGAAAAGAAAAAAAAAAAAAAAAAAAAAAAAAUGUAAUAUCGUGGAAAUUCUGAAAAUGUGCUGAUGAUAUGCAUACUGUAUGGAUCCAAACAUACAAACACUUCUCAAGUGGCCGCCUUUACACCGACUGACAGUACAGAAAAAGAAAAAAAAGAUAUUUACAUGCAUUUAUUUACAAAACAAGAGAAACACUUCUACUUAGACAAAAAGAAACCAAAUAGUCUGUCAAAUCCAUGGUGUUUUUAAUUGUAAAAAGAAUAUAUAAAUAUAUAUAUAAAUAUAUAUGGAUAUAAAUAUAUGGAAUUCAAAAAGUGACCAAGUACAAAGUUGAAGAACACAGGAAUGAUGUAACUAUUUUUCUUUGUUUUCUUCUCCCUGUUUUGUAUUAACUCUGUCAUACUUUGGUUCUAACUGAAGAACUCCUUCAGGGUUUUUAUUGACGUCCAACCACACGUUCACGAUCUGUGAGUCUGAUUCUGUGAGCGCACACGGAAUCCAAAAAAGGAGCAUCCGCACAGAUUCCCCCUCCUCUUGCCUUCUGAAAAACCUGUCUACCCAAGCCAAGAAUUACAGUACGGCCCUCUGCGGUAACCAACAACACUUUGAGGAUUUACAACACAAAACUCCCCUGCUCUGUGUGUUAUUGUGUGCUGCAAAGAAAGAGAGGGGGG
Sphaeramia orbicularis (orbiculate cardinalfish) is the source of this 4399-nucleotide messenger RNA. It is a transcript of the gene nrg3a, whose product is annotated as neuregulin 3a. The record is from RefSeq and is a predicted model, not a curated record. Gene Ontology annotation, molecular function: chemorepellent activity. Lineage: Eukaryota; Metazoa; Chordata; Actinopteri; Kurtiformes; Apogonidae. The coding region runs from base 1463 to 3634 and encodes 723 amino acids. The transcript has 10 exons. Gene Ontology annotation, biological process: intracellular signal transduction; animal organ development; nervous system development.